Molecule: messenger RNA, 1534 nt
Organism: Dendroctonus ponderosae (mountain pine beetle)
Lineage: Eukaryota; Metazoa; Arthropoda; Insecta; Coleoptera; Curculionidae
Product: glucose-fructose oxidoreductase domain-containing protein 2
Exons: 5
Coding region: 198-1364 (388 amino acids)
Molecular function (GO): nucleotide binding
Source: RefSeq, a predicted model, not a curated record
AUAACUGAUUAGUUUUCUGCUUGCUCUGGAUUAGAUUGCAGUUGUGCCUACUUGAAUGGAUCUGGUAAGGGUGUUAAAUGGAAAUUAUUGCUUAAGAAGGGGAUGGACGCGUAAAAAGUGACCCUAACCGCUUCAGCCAGUUGUUUACAAAUACAAGCUCAUUGUUUUGGAACAUAAAAUCGCCAGAAUUUCGCAAAAUGUUGCCUGGAAUCGGUGUUUUUGGCACUGGGCCGGUUGUGAAAGUGCUCAUUCCCAUCCUGCGGGAAAACGGGUUCAAAAUCGAAGCCAUUUGGAGUCGGACCCUACAAGAUGCCCAGGAAGCAGCCAAAAGCCUCAACAUCCCCUUUUUUACCAACGUGAUUGACGAUGUCCUUUUGAAGAAAGAUGUAGACUUAAUAUUCGUGCUGUGCUCCCCGAAUUUACACGCCCAAAUUUCGGUGAAAGCCUUGGGCAUUGGGAAGCAUGUAGUUUGCGAUAAACCUGCCGGCCUUUACCAGUCAGACGCCCUUAAGAUGGUCAGGGCUGGACAGUACUACCCCUCUCUUAUAUCCCUGAUCAACCACUCGUUCAGAUUCCUGCCAGCUUUCAUACAGCUGAAGAAAAAGCUGGAGGAAAACUAUCUGGGCUCCCCCAUCACACUGAUUGAUAUCAAAGUGCAGACCGGCUCAUUAUUUACGGACAUCGAUACAUUUGACUGGAAGUGCAAUGCUGAGAUGGGCGGGGGCACUUUGAACCUCAUCGGCAGCCACAUAGUGGACCUGAUCACUUUCCUGACCGGGGAGAAAGCCAUCAGAGUACACGGAGUUGUGCGAACAUUCACAAAACACACGGAGACCAUAAAGGGAAUCCGGCAAAUAACAGCUCCAGAUUUCUGCGUGUUCCAAAUGGAGCUGCACAACGGAGUUCUGGUCACAGUCAACCUCAACAGCCACGCAAUUGGCAGUACUUUCCAACAAGAGAUUUUAGUUUGCUCCAGUACUGGCCAUUUGGUGGUACGCGGAGGUGAUCUCUUCGGGCGCAAAGAGAAGACCACUGAAGAAGUAAUCUAUUUGGACGUGGAGGACUUGAAGUGUCCAGUUCCCAACUCGAUGCUGCCGAAAACCUUCAUCAAAGGCCUGUGUAAGAUGGUGGCAGCCCUUAGAGAGGCCUUUCUACCCGUAAAUGAUCAAGCCGGUUGGAUAAAAGAGCCGGUGUCAACGGCUGCUAAUUUCGAAGAUGGAUUGUACGUACAAGCCGUUCUUAGUGCGAUCAAGCACUCAUCUCAGACUAAGCAGUGGGUGAAAGUCAGCAUAAUGACCGAACAGCCGGAUAAAAACGAAUUGCUCAGUGCUGUUGUUCGACGGACUGCCAUUUCUAUGUCUUAGGGGCAGGGAGAACGUAACUAUCUAUAUGUGGUUUAUAUUUUAUUGGAGUUUUUGCUGCUAAUGUGGGCGGUUAGCGUUACUAUUGAACAUGGCUAAAACUGCUGUGAAUGUGGCUUUUAUAUCAUUAGCUGUGAUCGUUGUUAUUUUUAUAUUAAACGUUAAUCACUGAA